AUUUAAAGUGUACAUUUAAUAUUUAACGUAAUUUGAUAUGUUUUUGGCAACAGGAAACAAAACAUAUUUUAUGUUUAACGGGGAAACCAACAAAACCGAAGCAUAAAGAGUAUUCUACAAAUAUGCUUCUGAAAUGAGAACAAAAUAAAUACAAACACAUUAACUUAAAUAUAGACGUAGCAAACAAGUAGCUGCGUCAAUGCGAAUAUAAGCAAAAGCGACAAAGUAUGUACAACUAAUUAACAACAACAACGGCGGAGAGCUCAAAGGAAAUAGCCGCUGCAUUUGUCGUUUUAGAGAAAGAAUUGUACUAACAAUAGUACAAGAAGUUUGCAGAGAUUUUAAUUUAGACGUGAGGGCACCUAAUGCGUUGGGUCUGGCAGCCACACUGUGCAUUUGGUAGUGAAAAUUCAAAGUGAAUGGUUUAUGUACAAAUUUGUGUGAGCGUUUGUAUACGUGAUUUAUUUAAAAAAUUGCAUAAGGUGUCAUAUUUUUCAAUAUUUUAACCGUUAUGGAUGGGAAACCGAAGAAAACGCGCCAACGGAAUCGACCAAGAAAUAAAGCAAAUCGCUUAAAGGAUGAUAUCGGUCAGACAUCGAAUAGUGCAUUAAAUAAUACUGAGAGUGUAGGAGUAAAUGGCUUUUUAAAUAUUGCGGGUCAGCAAAAAAUACUUGUUAACGAAUGUGUCAAUGAGAAUUACGAAGCGCAAACAGGGGUCACCACGAAUAAUAGUGAAUUGGCAACGCAAACACUGCAUGAUACGGACAAAGACUUGAGAUUACUGCAACAAAUGAUGCGCGAAAAGCUUCUACAGCAAAAUAAAAAGAGCGAUAAAGACAAUCCUGAUACAAAAGGCACAGCAAAGGUCGAUAGAAAGGGUCAAAAGAGUAGUGCUAGCUUGAGCAAAGGCAAAGAAAGUGGUAAAACGACAAAUGGGAAAACGGCUACGACAAAGAAAAGCCCGUCAGAUAACAGUUUACAAAAGCAAAGUGCAUUUGUUGCGAGUUUGCAGAGGAAAUUAGAGAAUUCAGUGGCAAACGGUAUCACCGAUUUACCUAACAAUUUGUUGGAAAGCCUGCAAAAAUUGCUGCAUGAGGGACCAAUAAGUGAUGUGGAGUCCUCAGACGACGAAGAGGAUUACAUCGAGUAUAUUUAUAGACCUCGAGAAUAUUUUUUGGUAGCCCUUUGUAAUUUUUGUAAAAAUGAGCUGAUAGCUGAAACGAAAAUCGCCUGCAAACGUUGUAAAUUGACAUAUUACUGUUCGGGCCAGCAUAUGAAGUGUGAUGAACAACAUCGGCAGAUUUGUUACGCAUUGCAACAGGUGGCAGAUAACUGUGGUGAUCACAUUUUUCGUAAAUGCGGUGAAUUCACCGCUGAACAAUUUCGGUCCUAUCGCAUUGUUAUAAUAAGACAAAUAGAAUCAAUAGUAAAUCGACCUUUGACAGCCACCGAACAGGAGGUAGUACUGUUCCCGCGGAUUUGCUGCAAUAUAAGCUGCCGAGAGUACGAUUUCAAAAAACUUGUGGACUGUGAAAAUUGUGGACAGGUCGCGUACUGCCGCGAUAAUCCAGAACAUUUUAACCAAUCUCAUCAGGAUUGGUGCAAGUCAUAUCAACUGUUCAAGAAGCUGGAGUUAAUACAGGCCAAAGUUGGCAAAGUCGACCCGGCAAUGCCUAUGAAAAUACUCCGUGACAUACCAGGAGCUUGUUGUAAUACUAAGCAGAUUCUGAGCAAAUUAGACUGCGUCGUUCAGGAUGAUUGUGAAUUCUCUGCGCUUAGUCAAAUUUCUACGUGUCCCUUGACAGCUUGGUAUGCUUUGAAGUUGUGUGGGCAUUUGAAGAAGUCGGAAGAAAUUACUGUACAUCUCAUCGGUGCUGAAAUUGAAUUCGAGGUUGAUGCUUUACACAAAUGGGAACUAUUCUUCUUACAUAUUAAUCCGAAUACCAAAAAACUAAAUGUGGUUUUCGUCGGGCCGGAGCUAAAUCAGGGUAAUGUGCCCUUUGAACAGUUAACGAAAACAAAAUGUUGCAGAUCUUGUCGUAAAAUACAACGCACGGUAAGUUACCGUUUUCAAAAUCAACUGUACCAUGACUACUUCAAUUUGCCAACAUUCAUGACACCCGAUUUAAUUUGCUUCUUCAACGCGGGCUUAUAUCGUUACAAUGGUUUUCAAAUGGAAGAUACUUGGCCUGAAACUAUACGUAUUGCCACGAAUAUAAAAUGCCCCAUUGUGGUUACAUCAUAUACGGCGUAUGAAGCGCCACUCGACAUUUCACGGUUGAUUCAAGAAUCCAGUCGAAGAAUUAAUGUGAUUUUACCGCCAACUCUGAAUCCAUUUGCUUCUAACAAGCCAGAGCGCAACUUUAUAUCGGAUGAGGAAGCACCAUUGAUGUUUAAGAACUAUUAUUGCUUUCUAGUCGAAUAAAUAAAUAAUUUCCUUGUUAAUUUAAUUCUUACGAAUUCCGUUAUUUUCUAUAGAGGUUACUCCGCUGUCAGUAAUAUUUUGCCGGCGAAGUGCGUAUAUUUAGACAAGUUGGUUACUAUUGGACUAGUUGCUCUCAUUUUAUUGGCAACACGUCUAACCAUAGUUCGCAGGUCGUUACCAGAAGAAUCAGGUCUACGUAACCGGGUGGGCCCAGAUUUUUCGAUUUGCCAGCAUUCUUCAAAAAUUUUAUGUCACUACAAGAAUCACCACAACUUGCCUCAGAGGUUUAUUUCCGUAACGUGAGCAAUAAAAUCCUCCAUUAAAAUUUUAUCUUGGUUGAGAAGUCAUCUUAUGAUUAGUUUAAUAACAGGAAAUCCAAUAUAAUGCACAUGCUCUGUUAGAACUAUGGGAAUGUUCGGCCUGCAAUCUCAGCCACAAUUCGUACUUCAGGCUACGGUAAAAAAGACGCUACACUUACUUUAAUCGGACAAGCUUUAAAAUGUUACCUUGAAAUGCAAAAUUCUUCAAAUCUAUCAGGUAUCUAGAAAUACUACCAGAAAAGUGGUCAUGUUACGAAAUGGGAUACACGCCAACCAACAUUGGGUCAAAUCGGGUAAUGUCUUUCAUUCCCCGGUAUGAAGAUAAUCCAUAAUUUUUAACUUAACUUUCAUUAUUUUCAAAAUUUCACUAGAUAUAUUUCUGUACUACUACUAUAUUUACUGUACUACUACUAAUUUUUUAGAACAAUCCAACCAAUUAAAGAUUUUUGUUACCAUCGAAUGCAACAGUGUAACAUGAUAAACUUUUUAUAAAGAGUCUGUCUAAUAAAUGAAAACAAACAACUGUCAAAAGUUGAGAGACAUGUGUUUCUAUUUUAUAAUUUACUUGUACAAGGAUUUUAAAAUAACGCAAUGAGUGACGACGAAGAGCUAUUUAAUCCCAAAGCACACAAGAAACUAUUGCAAGGCAUCAGCAGCCUAGGCAAAGCUCAACAUAUUAGGAAAACAACACGUAAUGAACCUAUACGACAGCAGGAUGAGUUUCAGUUGGUUAAGCCAGGAGACGAAUCAGCUGCACGUUAUCCCGUUGGCUUGCAUGAUAUUGUAAAAGUAUUGCAAACAACUAAGAAACAUAUAGAAGCGGGAAAACAACUAAAAGUUGUACAGUCUUCGAAAAGAGUUCUGGAUAAGCCACUAGAAAAGCCACAAGCAGAUCGUCUUAAGCGUGGACUAGGCUAUGAUACAACUAAGAAAAAUUUGGGACGAUGGGAUGCCGUUGUGUCUCAAAAUCGUAAUGCAGAAACUCAAGUUUUUCCUCUACGAUCCGAAACUAUUUAUGUCGACACGUCUUUAUACCGUAAACCCUUGGAACGAUCGCUUAAAUCUGAGUUAGCUCUCGAGUUGGAAGCAGAAAAAGCGCGUUUAAAAGCCGCUAAGCGAGAAUUAGCAGGUGAAACAGAGAAUGUGGAGGAAUUAGCCAAAAAGGAAGAAGAGUUAUUGAAGAAAAAGUUUACCCGAGACGAGCUUAUUGCUCGACGUAAAGAGUUAGCAUACUUAAAAAUCAGACAGUCCCAAAAGUCAGUAAAAGCACGCAAGCAAAACAAAAUCAAAUCGAAAAAGUAUCACAAAUUGCUUAAAAAACAAAAAAUGCAAGAGCAAAUCAAACAAUUUGAGAUUCUCCAAAAAACCAACCCUGAGGCAGCUUUGGAAAAAUUGAAUGAGUUAGAAAAGAACAGAGUUCUGGAAAGAGCUAGUUUGCGUCAUAAGAACACUGGUACAUGGGCUAAGAAUUUGCAAAUACGUGCAAAAUAUGAUAAGGAUGUAAGGAAGGAUCUGUCUGAACAAUUGCAAAUUAGUCGUCAAUUAACACAAAAAACAAUCGAUAGCGAUGAUGAGAAUGAUGAUUACAAUGCUACAAAGGCUUCGCGAAUCGGUAUGGAAAAAGAGUUGAAUGAAUCUGAUCCAUUCAAUCCAUGGACGCGUAUAGCAAGCAUUCAAACAGACUGCUUAACUAAUGAAGGUAAAGGUGAAGGUGGAAAUUGGAGAAAAUAUUGGCUGGACCGAAACGAAAAUGAAAAAAUGCUGGAUGAAUACAAAAAGCUUUUAGUUGAAAAAGAUAUGUCUGAUGAUGAACAACAAGGAAAUAAAGAAAAAAUAGGAACUAAACAGAAACCGAAAAAAGGUGACCAAAUGAGUAAACAUGUUAAAAAAACUAAGAAAAGAACUACAGUUGUCGAAAAAGAAAUUAAAAGUAGUGGGGCUGGUCAAUGGUUAGUUAAAGAGACGAAAAGCGAAGGUGGUAACAAUAUUGACGAUAUUUUUAAUAAGCAAGAGGACAAAAUUAAACAAAGAAUAACUAAAAAAAUUAAAGAACUAUCGAAAAAGGCUAAGCUUUUAAAAAAGAAUCAGUUGAAAAAUACAAAACAGAAAAAACGUACGCAAAAGAAUGAUCUGAAGAAUUUAAAAGAUUUAUCCUUUAAAAAAGUUGUGAAACGACCAAUAAUAGACGAAGAACUUGGUAUUGAAGAAGUCAGUAAAAGCAACGUUGAAAUUAAUUUGGAAAAAGUGAAAAAGGAUGAAGACAAUGGUAAAAAAUCCAAUUCUGUAGCGAUUAAACCAUCAACAACUGAAGUAAAACCUUCUACAAUCAUUGAUCCAAACAAAUUGGCUGAUGUGAAACUUAAACAACAUGUAAAUAAUUUCAUUGGUUUAAAUGAAUCUCUUAGUGCUGCAGACGAUGACGUUGACAUGAGUGGCGAUGAAGACAAUGAUAAGGUUUACUUAGAUCAACAAAUGACAAUCAGUCAAGCAUUUGAAGACGAUGAUAUUAUUGCCGACUUUAUGCGCGACAAAGCUAAAGACUCGGAAGUAAAAGACGCCGAGAUCGAUUUAUUUAUGCCUGGUUGGGGUUCAUGGGCUGGCUUUGGUAUUUCUGCUGAGCGCCAGGCUGCUAUUAAAAACAAACGUCUAGUUCUAAAGUUAGCUGAACAGGAAAAGCGUCGUGAUGAUAAUAAAGGUGGCCUAUAUAUCAACGAAACAGCGAGUAAACAAUUACGAUCUCAUCUUGUUUCUGAGGUACCAUUUCCAUUUACCUCUGUAGCUGAUUAUGAGGGCAGUAUUCGCGCAACUAUUGGGCGAAAUUGUGUUCCGGAAACUGCCUUUCGUAUGCUAACUCGACCAGCAGUCAUAACACAUAAAGGUCAAGUAAUUGCACCCAUGGAUCAAAGCGAAAUAACAAAACCGCAGCGCAGGUUAAGACAUGUAGUUGAUAGAAGGAUAGCGAGAAUGAAUGAGAAUGCUCCAUCGAAAUAGGUUAAAACUAAAUAAAAUUUGAAAUAUUAGAAUUAAUUUUUUUUUGAGAAAUUCAUAUGUAUCUACAAGUUUACAUGAUUUUACAGUUUUUAAGUGCUGUUUCGUUAUUUUGGCUAUACAGAUUAACUGAUGGUAAGUGAAAAAUAUUCGUUUGUUAAAAUAAUUGGCAUACAAAUAAAAUAUAAUAUGGGAAAGAAGCUGAAUGGGUUUAAUGGCAAUCAAUUUAUUGGUGCAGGGAGUGCAUUCAUCUCAAUCGUAAACAUGUGUAAAGAAAUUUUUUUUUAUAUAUUUUAUAAUAUUUCUUAUUUUUGCAAUAACUAUCUGCCACCUCAACAAAGUUCCAUAAAUUUAUUUGCGACAUUCUUUUACAACUACUGUAAAUAGUAAAAAUUCUACAAAAUAUCACUUACACACAGGUAGUCAGGACAUUUAAUUAGUCAUUUAAUGUAUAUAUCUUAUACCUAAUAAAAACGUAUUUAUCUAUUUGAA
Messenger RNA from Bactrocera oleae (olive fruit fly), 6225 nucleotides. RefSeq lists its product as uncharacterized. The record is from RefSeq and is a predicted model, not a curated record. NCBI's taxonomy places the organism in Eukaryota, Metazoa, Arthropoda, Insecta, Diptera, Tephritidae.